Molecule: messenger RNA, 1092 nt
Organism: Erythranthe guttata (spotted monkey flower)
Lineage: Eukaryota; Viridiplantae; Streptophyta; Magnoliopsida; Lamiales; Phrymaceae
Source: RefSeq, a predicted model, not a curated record
UCUCUACAUAUAGAUACACAAAGACAUACAUACUAGAGAAUGCUGCUACAGUUACUGAUCUGCCUUUUCUAGGAAAGAAAAAAUCAGCCAAUGUGUUCAAAUGUUUGCAGAAAACAUUAUAUAUAAGUUUUCUAGGAUUGAUCAAACAUAUAUAUAGAUUUAUUAAUAAUACAAAUUAAACAAAAGCAACAAAGAAAGCUUUCAAUUCUCUCUCUCUCUCUCUCUCUCUCUCUCAUCGAUCUCUACUAUAUAUAUAUAAUAUAUAUAUAUAUAUCAUGGCAAAGAUCAGAACCCUAUUAGCUGAUUCAGUAUGAUCAAUCAUUGAUUCACAUACUUCACUUUCUUUUAUCUUCAACCCUACAAACCCUAGAUCAUCUCUCUCUCUCUCUCUCUAGCUUUCUCUCUCUACAACCGACAAAGAACAGAUUAUAUAAUCUCAAUAUAUAUAUAUAGAUCGGAAAAUUGAGCUGAGAGGCAAUUGACAUGGACCCAAUAACUCAAGAAAUGUUUUCCUCAAGCGGCGGUCAUCACGAGAUCAACCCAGCUGGUUUCACACUCACCACCGGCGGCGGCGGCGGCGGCACCACGAGCGGCAGCUCGUCGAUGAUGGGCUCGCCGUCCGGCUCCUCCUCCUCCGCUUCAGCGUCCGGCGUCUCCUCCCCGCCGACGACGCUCAGCCGGUACGAGAACCAAAAGCGGCGCGACUGGAACACGUUCGGGCAGUACCUCCGAAACCACCGGCCGCCGCUGUCGCUGUCCCGCUGCAGCGGCGCCCACGUGCUCGAGUUCCUCCGCUACCUCGAUCAGUUCGGCAAAACAAAAGUCCACAACCAGCUCUGCCCAUUCUUCGGCCACCCAAACCCACCGGCCCCCUGCCCCUGCCCCCACCGACAGGCCUGGGGAAUGCUCCACGCAUCUUUACUGAUGGGAGUUCUUUGGUUUUUUAUGAACCUAGUUCUAAUAAAUGGGAUUUAUCCUGGAGUUCCUCAUGAAGUUUCCGUUGAUGUUGCAGAUAAUUUCACAGUCCAGUAUUACCUAAAUUGUAAAGAGUGCGAUUUCACAGUCAUUCAAACUCCAAAGUCUCAAUUAUGA